AUGGUGGCUGCCUCGCGGCUCGGCCCUGUCCCCGAGGGCCGCCCGGGACCCCGCGGAGCCGGGGCGGCGGCAGCGGGUCCGGGCUCGGUGCUCGCGACGCUGCGAGCCGCUCUACCGCCGGCGCCCGCGAGCCGAGGGGUCAGGGCAGCGCCUCACAGGAAACCGGACAUCCGAGCGCCCGCGACCGCGGCCCGCGAGGUGAGGCGAGGGCGCGGGAGGACGGCGCCCCGCUCGGCGGCUCGGGGAGCGAGGGGUGGCCGAGCCCAGACGCCCCGCGAGGCUCGCGCCCUGCGGCGCCCCCGGGGCCCGCGAGCCCCCGCCUCCCCCUCCCCGCGGCGGGGCGAGCCGGGUGGCCGGGCGGCUAGAGCGGCGGCGGCGGCGGCGCCGGGCGGCGAGGCCGGGGAGCGCGGGGCUGCACGGCGGCGGCGGCGGCGGGCGCAGGGGCAGGGCAUGGCUGACGCGCCCUCUGCCUGCGCUUAUGUGAGAGAAAGCGGCCGAGGGAGGGCGCGUGCCGAGCCCGGCCGCCCUCCCCGCGCGCCGGCCUUGGCGGCGUCUCCCGGCGCCCGCGCGGCCCCUCCCCCGCCCCCCGCGGCGCGAGUCCCCCCGCGGGGUGGGAGGGGGCCCCGGCCGGCGGGCGGGCUCCGAGGCGCCGGGCUCCUGGGACGCGGGCGCGCCGGCUCCGGCCCCAGUCCCCCGCAGACUGGCCCCGGGCCACCCGCUCGAGGGUCAGGGGAGCUCCAGAUUCUAGAAGUGAUUCUCAACUUUGACUGCACCUGGAAUACCAGAAGUUUUCAGAACCACACCUGAGUGUGUUUGCACCUGUGUGCACCAUCAUGAGACUCUACUUAAUUGGUCUGGGUUAAGAUGUGGGCCUCAGGAUCCUGUUAGACCAAGUUGAGAAUCUCUGGCAUCUCCAACUGGAGCCUGGCUUACCCCUGACAACUGUGAAAUCAACAGAAUUGAAAUAUAUCAUAGUUUGCUGAUGUUAUUUUGAGAAGUUCAACAACCUGGAUGUCCUACCAAGAAUCCUAUUGAUACUUCCCUGGCUGCUGAAGCCCAGGACCUUUAAUUCAGAAACAGGGAAAACAAUUGAGGCCUUCGGUGAUGGGUAUACCAUGUUUUAGGAAAAAGUACAAAAUGAAGAGUAAUCUCUCUGGAAUAUGAAGAACAAGAUGGGAAGGACUGCAGAUACUAAAGGAAGUAACAGAGGAGAUUCAUCUUUAGAACUGCAAACAGCUGGAUAAUCAGCACCAAGUUCUUAUCUCUUGCGUCUAAUGAUGUGGAAAUGAGUGAGACCCGACUGUGUGUGCCAGAGAGUUCCUGCAGUAAAUAUCUGUGAACUCCAUAGAGCUCACCAGUCUGUGAGUUUUGGGUUUUUUUUUGAAGGUAAAGGACAUUUUAUUUAUUAACAGAUUAAAAACCGUAACUCCAGGUAGUGCAAAAUACACCACUGAACCCAAUUACAAAGAACUGGUGUUAAUACACAAUGUUUAAGCAAUGCUCCACUUAUUUUUUGGCAAAGUGCUGUAUUGUUUAGUCUGUGUAUAAAACUGACCAUAUAUGAACCAAUCAAUACAAAAAUGUUCUAUAAAAACAAAAAAUUUAGACAGUGGCUCAAGAAAACAAGCUGCCAUUUAUGCAUAGAUUGAUGUACAGUAUAUAACCUAACCAAAUGUCCCUUUUAAGUUUUCAAGUUGUUGGGAAAAAAACACAAAACUGUGUCCAGAAAUACACCAGAAAGGCACAGAGUACAGCCUACAACACUCUUCAAUCUCUAGAACUGAUACCCUGCCCUUGAAAAGCAAAUAUGUUCACAACUUUACUUGAGGGAAAAAAGAAAAAAGAAAAAAAAAAGCCACUUAAAAUAAAACAAUACACACAAUUACUGAUUAAGAUUUCCAAACCUCUGGAGGAAAACACAAC
This is a messenger RNA of Cervus elaphus (red deer), 1923 nucleotides long. RefSeq names its product translation initiation factor IF-2-like. The transcript is spliced from 7 exons. The record is from RefSeq and is a predicted model, not a curated record. Lineage: Eukaryota; Metazoa; Chordata; Mammalia; Artiodactyla; Cervidae. Bases 1 to 807 code for a protein of 268 amino acids.